GAUACAGAGAGGGAGAGAAGAGAAGAAGAGAGGAAGAGAAGAUGGGAUCGAUAUCGGCAGCUCCGGGAACCACCGUGUUAUUCUCCAGUUUCCGUCGCCGGAUUCUUAGCGACCGUCGCCAUGAGAAUCUAUCUGUGUUUUCGUCUUCACAACCGUCUCUGAUGCCACGGCAGAGAUGGCUCUAUGUACCGGAGACGAGGUUGAGAAGAGAGGUUUUAAAGCUCGAUUUUACUGCGAGAGCUGCGGAUUCCACGAGCUCGUCUCCUUCUGUAGCUUCUGGUGAUAGAACCUUAAUACCUGAUGAGGAGUUUACUCUAGCCAAGAUUUCAUUUGGUGUUAUUGGGCUAGGUCUCGGGGUUUCGCUACUGUCGUAUGGUUUUGGAGCCUAUUUCAAUAUCCUUCCUGGAUCUGAGUGGUCUGCUAUAAUGCUAACAUAUGGAUUUCCCCUUGCUAUUAUUGGAAUGGCUCUCAAGUAUGCAGAACUCAAACCAGUUCCUUGCUUGAGCUACUCGGAUGCGGUGAAGCUUAGAGAAAGCUGUUCUACUCCUAUUUUAACGCAGGUUAGAAAUGAUGUCACGAGAUACCGUUAUGGAGAUGAACAACAUUUGGAAGAAGCACUGAAACGGAUCUUUCAAUAUGGACUGGGCGGAGGAAUCCCAAGGCGUAGUGCACCUAUCUUGCAAUUGAUAAGGGAAGAGGUCCUGACUGAUGGUCGUUACUGCCUGGUCCUUGUAUUUGAGGCCAAAGCUCUGACGUUGGCAGAUUUUGAAAAAAGACAGGCGAAAUUCACUUCCUUCUUUGGACCAAACAUCACUGCAGAAGUUGGUAAAGGAGAAAGUGAGAAUCUCUAUGAAGUAAGACUGAUUUCCAACGAAUCCACCAACUCUGUAUCUUCUACCUCAUGAAAAUAUAAGACAAUCACGUAUAGGUCGUGACGUUUUGGUCAAUGUUAUUUUGGUCUUGUAUAUCAAAUUAUAUAUAAUCAUCCUAUGUAUAAAAAGUUCAUACUUACAGCAAUUACCCUUA
Molecule: messenger RNA, 1026 nt
Organism: Capsella rubella
Lineage: Eukaryota; Viridiplantae; Streptophyta; Magnoliopsida; Brassicales; Brassicaceae
Product: thylakoid membrane protein slr0575
Exons: 9
Coding region: 42-905 (287 amino acids)
Source: RefSeq, a predicted model, not a curated record